This is a messenger RNA of Rhincodon typus (whale shark), 4364 nucleotides long. It is a transcript of the gene ciz1a, whose product is annotated as cdkn1a interacting zinc finger protein 1a. The transcript has 14 exons. Bases 136 to 1965 code for a protein of 609 amino acids. The record is from RefSeq and is a predicted model, not a curated record. Gene Ontology annotation, cellular component: nucleus. Lineage: Eukaryota; Metazoa; Chordata; Chondrichthyes; Orectolobiformes; Rhincodontidae. Gene Ontology annotation, molecular function: zinc ion binding; nucleic acid binding.
GUUCCUUCUGCCGCUCGCGGCAGGUAUUCCUUCUCCCGCGAAUGAAAACGGUCGCGGACCCGAAUUUUUCCUCCUUAUUAACAAUAGAAAUUAUCAGAUUUUAAAUCGUCUAAAAAAAGAGAUUUUGUCGGCGUAAUGUUCCCUCAACAACAGCAGCAACAACACUUCCAACAGCAGCUGCUUCAGCUCCAGCAGCUAAUUCACCAGCAGCGGCAGCAGCACCGCCAUCCGCAUCCGCACCCGCACCCUGGAGGCCCCAGCCGAGCCAUGCAACAGCACCAGCAUCAACACCACCACCCUCAGCAGCAGCAUCAGCCGCCACAACAGCAGCAGCAACAACCGCAACAACUAAAUCUACGUCCAACCAGUCAGCCAUCACUCCUUAACCCGAAUCCCAUGCUGCAGCGUGCCCUGAUAAUGCAGCAGAUGCAAGGUAGCCUUCAUGGUUACAGCAUGACUGCCCCAGGUCUUCAGCCAUUUUUCUCACCAGGAGCCAGAGCAUCAAUUCUGGGCACCCCUCCCCUUGGCAUCCAGCUACAGACACCUCGCAUCAGGUUUGGGAACCAAAUGUUCCAGCAACAUCACCGAAGAUUUAACAAAGAUUUUAAAAGAAUGCAUGAUAUGAGAAGGGACCGAUAUCCACCACGACAGCCAUUCCGAGCAACAAUGGAUGAAAAACGUGAUACUAAUAAAAUCAACGAAGAGCCUAUAGCAAAGGAAUCAACAGGCAAUAAACUUGCCGAUGCAAAAGAUGCAGCUGGCUUAAAGACUGGAGACUCUUCACAAACUGACGAACCAGAUGUGAAAAGGAGAAGACUUGAGAGUGAAAAUGAUGAUAAUCUCAUUAAACAUUCUGAUGCUGGGGAGUCAGCACCAACCAAGAGCAAAUUGAAAGGAGAAGACAUAGAAAAAGAAACCAGUGAAUGUGAAGAUAGUGGAGCUCAGCAGAAUUUGGAGCACAGUGCAGCUAACACAGAGAUGCUGAGCACCGUGAGUACACUGAAAGUGACAAUUCAGCAGAGCAGUGAGAGUCGGGCAAUCAGUACGUCAGCACCAGACUCUGGGACCAAGGGUGAUGAGGACUCAACUGAGGAGAUGGAUUCUGUACCUACCAAAUUCAUCUGUUAUAUCUGCAAUGCUAACUGUUACAAUCAGAAGAAUUUUCAAAAACACAUGAAUGGGACUCGUCAUCAUCAGCGACUCCUGGAGAUUCAGCAAAUGAGUAAUGCUUGUCUGGCCACAAUGAUUCCCAAAUCAGAUGGAAUUGGAAGAGGCAGGGAAAGUGACAAGAAACGGCCCAGAUGGUGCAGCACCUGUCAGGCCCAUUUCAGAGGGAAUGUCAUAGAGCAUCGUCGGACACAGAGACACAAGCUUGCUAAGUACUCGCUGCGGCCUUUCUGCACUGUCUGCAGCCGACACUUCAAAACCCCCCGCAAGUUUGUGGAGCACAUGAAGUCGCCAGAGCACAAGCAGAAAGUGGAAGAGGUUAAGCAGCAGCGUAGCUCCCAGGAUAAAGACCAGGCUGGACAAGAUGAUCCAGAGGACCUUAUCACUGUUGAUGCAGUUGGUUGCUUUGAUGAAGAUGAUGAAGAAGGGAUGACUGAGGAGGAUGAUGAUAGCAUUUCUGAUUGUUUAAGUGAUAGGGAUUCUCAGGCAUUGCUGUCAGAGUUUGAGAAGGAGCCAUAUGAUGCUGAGGCUGUGUAUGGCCAGGAAUUUGUGGUCCCUGUGACCGGUUUCCUCUGCAAGCUGUGUCACAAAUUCUACCAUUCUGAGUCCACUGCCAGAUUUACCCACUGCAAGUCACUGAUGCAUUUUCAGAACCUUCAGGUUAGAUGGUUGUUCCAUGAUGUGGCCUGUGUUUCAUUCUCUCCUCAGUACCUUUUUUCUCUCUUUUCACCUUGCCUGUUUUCUUCAUUUUUUCACACUCAACCUUCAUUUAUACCUGCCUUCUCUUUACCUACUUAGCUCCCUCUUAUCACUUUUCGCUACCCAUAUCCUCCCCUCUCUGCAACUCCUUUCUUCACCACACCCCCAAAUCCCUUCCUACUCCACCACACUGUCUCUCUCUCUGCAUUUUUCUCUUCUAAUUCUGGUGUUUAGUGUUGUCUCAGACUUGCUUUAGUCCCUUCCUGUGCUGAAUCCAGUUUUAUUAUUGUAAUAACGGUAAAGACUUUUUCCAAUUUAAACUUAAAUGCCCUGCGCUUUUUUGGUCUUUCGCUGCUGUUUGAUAUAAAGUUAGUCACGUGUUUGUUGCUGGAUACUUGUACCUUGCUGCUUCAGAGUUUGCCCUGAUCAGUGUACCUCUACUCAUUAACAGGUUAACAUGACCAGGAACUUGUUUACAUUUAAUCUUUCUACAUUUUGCCCCUCAGUUAACUUGGCAAUCCUAGAAAUUGGAAUCUUCGGUUUAGAUACAAACAAACUAAAAAGUGUUGAAAUUUUGUGAACCUGUUUCCAUCAAUCUCUGUUCAGUCUGUUUAUGAACUUGAAACACCAGGGAAAGCCAUCAAAUUUGGGACCGAGAGGCUGUGGGAGCAGAGUGCGAUAUGUUUUUGAAAACAUUGCAUCAAAGGAGUUUUAUUGAAUUUGAGUUUGAGGUACAUUAUUUGGGCAAACGAGAUUAGCUCUGCUUUGCAUCUGUCCUUAUGCAAGAUACUUGGAUAUCUUUUAAAGCUGUCAGUAAUUGUGAAGAAAUUCCCCUCAGUGAAAAAUGGUAGUGAUUAAAUACUUGUACCUUUUGAAGGAAAAUUAGAGCAAGUCUGUGACCCAUUAUGCAUUCCCCUUUCAUUGAACUGUUUAUGUUGAUGUUGGUUCACAUUGUGGGUUUUGUCAUUUCUUCUGUGUUUGAGGUAUUUGUGCUGUAUUGCAGCUUAAUAGUCAUCUGUCCCACGUUGCUUCACUUUUCAUUUCAAUGCUCAUGUCUAGUUUGUAGUCUGUACUUCCAAGUCUGUCGUGUUGAAACGCAUCGCCAUUUUCCCAUUUUCUUUAUCUGCUAAUCCUUGUGAUUUCAUAUCUCUCCUUUCAACUCAACAUUACAGCAUUAUCUCUCUUGACAUGUUAAUUGUUCUGCAGAAAGCGAUUAAGGAAAAAUGUUAUGUUGUCCAUUUUACGUUUCAAUUAAGGGCUGAUUUGCUGCUUCUACCCCCGAACGUACUGGCCUAAUCACAAAACUAGGAAAGAGUUCCACAAAAUACAAGUGGAGCAGAUUUGGGAUUUAAAUACAGUCAAAUUUUUGUUUGUGUCCGUGUCUGGAAGUGUACAGUGCACCCAUGUCUUUUAAACUAAGCAUUGGUAUGUGACUUGUACUGACUGAUGUGUUUGAUCCAUCCCUAGUUUUUUGCAGGGCAAACAAAUAUGGCUUAUCCAGAGAAUUUGUCAUCCAGAUUUGAGUAGGGGGUUUAUUACCAGCCUCAAAUCUUCAUCUUUUACUUUUUCCAGUCCAUUUCAAAAAAAGUAAAGCCAAGGGUACUGGGCUUUGGUUGUGCAGAUUGCCAUAUGCUUUAAACUUUCAUACGUUGAGGUCAAUGGAAGCAGUGUUUUUAAUUUUUCAACUUAUUAUUGGGUUGCUAUCAUAGAUUUCGAUCUGAAUUUUUAAGCCUAACUGGAGGGAAAGGGUUGUUGACCUUUCCAAUCUCUGAAUCUUACUUGAUCACAGAUACUCAAGUGGCAUUACUGGGACUUCAGAUGAUCUUUGGACAGUACUACACUCCAGUCUGUACUUCAAUGGUGUCUAGUUGCUGAUUCUGUACUGUGUUUACCUGUGGUCACAAGUGGUACCUCUUUUCACAAUUGAGUAAUUGAGACAGGUGGCAGGUUAGAAGUAGCCUUCUUUUAGAUUUAGAUAAAAGAAAAAUAUUGUGGAUGUUGAAGAUCUGAAAUCCAAACAGAAAAUACUGGAAAUACUCAACAAGUCAGGUGGCAUCCGUUGAGAAAACGUCCAGGUCAAGGCUUUAGGUCUACACUUCAAGUCAAUGAUCUUUCAUCAGACGUUUCUAUCUCCACGGGUAUUGCCAGGCUUGUAGAGUAUUUUUAGCAUUUUGUGUUUUUAUUUUGUAUUUCCAGCAACUGCAGUAUUUUGUUUUGUAUGAAGACAAGUUGCAUUGCAGCAUGUUUCAUUGUGGGCCUGUUCCUGUAUGAAUAGUUUAUGCUUCAUAUUUGGCACAAACUCCCAGAAGAUCUAAAAUGCAUUUUAUGGCUUUACCCACUUCCAGCGUUUUGUGUGAGAUUCCAGAAGUGGCGACAGCAACAGCAGAAGACCUUAAACAACCCACUCUUCUUGAUUCCCAGUUAUACAGUCAUAGAGCUGUACAGCAUGGAAACAGACCCUUCGGUCUAACUCAUCCAUGCCAACCAGAUAUCCUAAA